UUAAUACGAUUAAAGCACUGCGUAUCGUAUCGCCACGUAAGGAAAUGUCACAGCUGUCACCAACGAUCAAGAAGAACCUCAGUAACUUUGGCUUUGUAUGCUCCAUCGCUAUAGGUGGAAUGUACCUUGUGAAGACCACCAUCAACAAGAGACGUGACAAGACAUUCCAACCUGACCACUUCACCACCUAUGAUGAGAGUGAGACGAAUAUUGCCCGUUUACAACCUGGGUUGCCUGAGCCUUCCCCUGAUAUCAAGAGAAAGUCACAAUAUGAAGCUGCUCCGAAUGCGUACCAAACUAGAAAACAAGGCGAUAGAAUAUCUGGAAUUCUAGACAUGAAUUGGUUCAAGAGUAGUGAUAAGGACAAAUAGGCUGUGAUGACAUCUACUACACAUUAUAUGUACA
Williopsis jadinii is the source of this 405-nucleotide messenger RNA. It is a transcript of the gene COI1, whose product is annotated as Coi1p. The record is from RefSeq and is a predicted model, not a curated record. NCBI's taxonomy places the organism in Eukaryota, Fungi, Ascomycota, Saccharomycetes, Phaffomycetales, Wickerhamomycetaceae. The transcript has 2 exons. The coding region runs from base 45 to 371 and encodes 108 amino acids.